This is a messenger RNA of Ziziphus jujuba (common jujube), 2719 nucleotides long. RefSeq names its product telomere repeat-binding protein 4. The transcript is spliced from 10 exons. Bases 401 to 2536 code for a protein of 711 amino acids. NCBI's taxonomy places the organism in Eukaryota, Viridiplantae, Streptophyta, Magnoliopsida, Rosales, Rhamnaceae. The record is from RefSeq and is a predicted model, not a curated record.
AUAUAUAUUUACAAGGAAAUUUUAUGGGGUUUAAGCAACUGUUCAUUUUGCGUGGUUUUUGUAUAUACAAUUUAUACGUACAGGGAAGGUGGGGUUUUGCUUUGGUUUUGUCUAGAAAUAUUUAUAUAGAGAGAGAGGGAAAGGAAGAGAAAAAUUAAAUAUUGUUAUUUUUAUUUUUUAUUUUUUUUCAGCUCUGAAUUUUAAACUUUCGUCGUAGAUCUCUUUUGCACAUUCUUCAGGAAAACGGAUUUUGUCUGCGGUAUUUUGAUGUCCGAGCGAAAAUGAUUUAGAUUGGAUUUGUUUGACCCAGAAGAUUUCUUUUUAUUUUCUCCGCAAAGAGGAUGUGGGAAUGAUGCUUCUACUUGUUUGAUGAAUCCUUAUUGCCAUGUAAGCCUGCGAUAUGGUGUUGAAGAAGAGGCUAGAACAUGGAUUCAGUGGCUUCCAGGUCCCCACUAUACCUAGAGCUCCCAGAUCAGCUAGAAGGAGGGAUCCAUAUAAGAAGAAAGUUGACGAUAGUCAAAUCUGUGCAUUUGAAUUACUUGCUUCUUUAGCGGGAAAGUUAUUGCAGGAGACUGAAAGUUCUUCUGCCUCUAGUAAUGCGUCCGAAGGAAAUAAUCGGUCUGCCUUUGAGAAAGAUGUUUUUAAGCAGGGCAGACAACAUAAAGAUAAACCAGUGAAAAAAGAGUGUGUUGAACCUGGAAGCUCUGAAGAGAGUGUGUUUGCAAAUGAGCUUACCUCAGGAAACAUUGAUCAGAAGUUUACUAUGAGGGAAUUCCCCCCUCCAGAGAGCGAUGGUGUUUUGGAAUGUACUCAAAAUAUUACAAAAUCUGACUGUUCAGAUAAAGUUAAUUGUGAUGUGAAGCCUGUAAUUUGCAACAGCAGCAAGCGUGCAUUUGAAAAUAAUGUCAAUAAAGUAGAGGGAAGCUUCCCUCAUGUUGAGGAGUCUUAUCAUAGUAAUGUAGAGAAUGGAAUUGAAAGACGGAAACAGGGUGAGAGAUUAGAGACUGGAGGUUUGACUUUGGCUAACACAUGCAGUCCCAAUGACCCAAUUGAGUUGUGUGUAAAAUUUCCUGCAAUGAUCAGUCCAGACAGUAAUGUCAAAUUGUCAUUGUUCAGGGACCCUGUUCCUAAUGCUUCUUUUUCCAGGCAUAGGAAUGAUAUUAAGUUAGGUAGUAGAGAUGAUGACGAAAAUUUAUCUAGGUGCAAGAAACCGAGCACCAAGGUAAAGGCUUAUAGGCCUUUAGCACGUAUUGGAGACCGUAGAAUAAGGAAGUUGCUGACAUCCAAAUACUGGAAAGUAGCCCCAAAAUUGAGGGAUUGUGAAGUCUCUAGAAAUGAUGGUGGAGCAAAACAUCUACGUUACAAGAGGAAAACUUGUUACAACCAUGAUAGAUGCCAUCAUGACACCCUCUAUAAGAGAAGGAAAUUGUUUGACCAGAGAUCAGUCGUGACAUCUGAUGGAGGAUUCAGUAGCGAAAGUGUUUCUAAUUCACCAGAGAAGGCUAUGAAUGGAGACAAGAGUGAUUCGACUGGAAUAUUACAUGGAGCAACUGGGGUAUCAUCGUCGGUUAUAGGUUGCCAAAAAUCUUUUCACUCAAAGGAUUCUCAUGUGAAAUUUAGUAUCAAAUCCUUCAGAGUACCAGAGCUUUAUGUUGAUGUCCCAGAAACUGCAACAAUUGGUUUGCUGAAGAGGACAGUCAUGGAGGCUGUUACUGCCAUUCUUCAAGAUGGAUUACAUGUUGAGGUACUUCUUCAAGGGAAAAAGAUUAGGGAUGACAACAGAACUCUUUUGCAGAGUGGUAUUUCUGCCAAAGACAAUCUUGACACACUGGGUUUCACAUUGGAGCCCAAUAUAGAGGAAACUACUCCAUCUAUGUGCUCCAGUGAUCCACUUCCUUCAUUAUCCUGUGAUACACCAGAACUGUUGACCAGGUCCCCAAGCACUCCUAUCGUAGAUACAGGGACUUGUGAUGACUUACCUAAACCCCUUCCCCUUCCAUUAACCAAUUCAGACACGCAAGUUCAAAGUAACCAUGAAUCAGUUUCCUCCCCUACUGAUACAUUAACCAAUGAAGUAAUCCCGGAUUCUCAAGCAUUAGUUGCUGUUCCAGACAUGAGCAUGGAGGCACUAGCUGUCAUUCCUGUGAACCAAAAACCUAGGAGAUCUGAGCUUGUACAACGUCGAACCAGGAGACCUUUCUCUGUAUCAGAGGUAGAGGCAUUGGUUCAGGCGGUUGAGGAACUUGGAACUGGAAGGUGGCGCGAUGUUAAAUUAAGGGCUUUUGAGGAUGCAGAUCAUCGAACUUAUGUGGAUUUGAAGGAUAAAUGGAAAACAUUGGUUCACACAGCCAAAAUUUCUCCACAGCAAAGAAGGGGAGAGCCUGUCCCUCAGGAACUCUUGGACAGGGUGUUGGCUGCUCAUGCAUACUGGGCUCAGCAUCAAGCUAAGCAACAUGGCAAGCAUAAUCAGUCUGGAACUCUGAUGAUUACAGAAGCUCCCGCUGAUAGACAAGGAGUUGAAGGUAUCCCCAUGUAACGAUGUAAAAAACAGUAACGAAACAUUGACAGUAACAGGGAAAAAGGAAAAAUGUACAAAUCACUCAAAUUUGUAAUAUUCUCACACUCACAUUAUUCAUCGCCAACUUUACUGUCCGCCCGGGCAGUGGCAUUUGUAAAUGACUCGAAUGGAAUAAGAUGAUUCUAACAGACUUUUAGUGUA